UUAUUAUUAUUUAGCUUCUAGUUAGUAACUAAUACUUAUAUAAGAAAAAUAUAUAAAAUCUGAUGUAUUCCAUACAUUAUACAUUAUAUAUUCUGUAUAUAUACAUAUUUACUGUACAUGCAUGACUUUUUUUUUUAUUUUACAGUGAGCACUACUACACUACAGUUAUACAGUAUUAAUUGGAGUUUAAAAUUGGUUUUAAAAGACGAUUUUAAUGGCUGAAAAUAUCAAUUCAACUCAAACUCUUACAACUGUUACAGAAUUCUUUCUAACUGGAUUUCCAGGAGUUUCUCCAGAGUUUUAUCCAGCUGUUGGACUUCUUCUUCUCCUCGUUUAUCUUAUACUUGCAGGAGGAAAUCUUUUCACCAUUGCAUUUGUUUUCUAUGAAAAAAACCUCCAAAAACCUGCGUAUUUAAUCUUCUGUAAUCUCGCCGCCGUGGAUUUCGCUUUUGGAACUGCGACCAUGCCUAAAAUUAUUUCUAAAUAUCUGUUUAAGGAUGAAACCCUGUCAUUUUAUGCCUGUUUUAUACAAAUGUUUUUAAUCCAUUAUUUAGGAACUGUCACUUCCUUCCUUCUGCUUGUAAUGGCUAUCGAUCGAUUUAUUGCUAUCUGUAACCCCCUCAGAUAUCCUACAAUUGUUACGAACCAAUCAGCUGCAGUUAUUUGUGUGAUAUCUUGGAUAAUCCCAAUUUGUUGGAUGAUGGUGAUAAUCCUCCAGUCCAUUGCUUUAUCCUACUGCAACUCCAACAUCAUCCAGCACUGCUACUGUGAUCACAACUCAAUUAACAGACUGGCCUGUGGUGAUGCAGGAGGUGCACGCAUGUUCGCUUUUAUUGCAGCGAUGAUCGUGCUUUUAGGACCCCUCGCGUUUAUUAUAUUCUCCUACGUUUCCAUCAUUAUAGCCGUCUUUAAAAUCUCCAACGCUCAAGGAAAGUACAAAACCUUCUCCACAUGCAGUCCUCAGCUCCUCAUCAUCUGUCUUUACUAUCUCCCGAGAUGUGCCGUCUAUGUGCUGGAUGUUACAGUGCAAAUGAAAAUCGACGCUCGCAUCAUGAUCGUUAUUUGGUACAGCCUCUUUCCUCCGCUGGUGAAUCCCAUAAUAUUCUGCUUCAGAACUAAAGAAAUCCGAGAAGCUUUGAUAAAGAAAUUAAGAAAAAGAAGGAUUAAAAAUCUUUCAGGUUAAAAUAAAUGAAAUUUUGUGUAUAUCUCCAUAUACAGUAGUAAUAUAGUGUUUAUACAUUGAAUUUUCACUUUAUUAUAUAAAAAGAGUAUAGGUUUGUUGGCAUGCAAAACCAUUGUAUAUCAAUUUUAGACAUCUUGCACUUUUUUAUGUAAUUUGAUUUUUUUUUUUUUUACAUUAUAUACACUAUAUACAACCAAUUAAAAUGCUCCAAAUCUUUACUUAAAGUAUCCAUCCUUCUCAUGUACAAUACAAGAUGAGAGAUGAAAGUUUUUUUGUGUAACUUUGUGUAGCGAUACAAUUCUUUAUAAAAAAAAUAAAUAUUAUGUAUAUGUGAUUAAAUAUGAUCAUUUUACAGUAAUUGUUCCAAUAAUUCUGUAAAAUUCAGUAAAAAAAAUACAUUUAUUUAAUCAAAUGUAGGUUCUAUAUCUUUAUCUGACCAGAUAUAAGAUUUUGUGUGAAUUUUUUUGUAAUUGUCAUUAAAUAGAACUUUGAAUGUUCUUAUUUAUUCUUUGUGCCAUUUUGGUAUCAUAUCAAUCUUUGUUAUUUUAUAAUGAUUUUUAAAAUAAUUAUUUAAUUUAUUUUAUAUACUUGUUUUUUGGUCUUUGCGACUGUACUGUAAAGGAUGCUUUCCAAGUUAAAAAAAAAAAAAGUCAUUUUCACUUAAGUGUAUACUCACUUUUGUACAUUAAUGGCUGUGUGUUGAGUUAUGUUGAGGGCACAAUAAAUUUACACUGUUAUACUGCAGUUGUACACUGACUACUUUACACUCAUUCAUACAACAUUCAUUUUUCAUUAGUAUUGUAAGUUAUUUUACAUUUUAUUCCAGUGUCUUC
Astyanax mexicanus (Mexican tetra) is the source of this 2016-nucleotide messenger RNA. RefSeq names its product olfactory receptor 2AT4-like. Gene Ontology annotation, biological process: G protein-coupled receptor signaling pathway. Bases 215 to 1183 code for a protein of 322 amino acids. Gene Ontology annotation, cellular component: membrane. Gene Ontology annotation, molecular function: G protein-coupled receptor activity; olfactory receptor activity. The transcript has a single exon. NCBI's taxonomy places the organism in Eukaryota, Metazoa, Chordata, Actinopteri, Characiformes, Acestrorhamphidae. The record is from RefSeq and is a predicted model, not a curated record.